Molecule: messenger RNA, 1749 nt
Organism: Fusarium proliferatum ET1
Lineage: Eukaryota; Fungi; Ascomycota; Sordariomycetes; Hypocreales; Nectriaceae
Exons: 2
Coding region: 1-1749 (582 amino acids)
Source: RefSeq, a predicted model, not a curated record
AUGGGAGACUCUCUGGUCGAAAGACACUCCGCUGCCCUAAAGAUCAUCCAUGAUUUGGCAUCGUUGCUCAAUGACGUGCCGCCGUCGGGGGAUAUUUCGCGUGCUCAGGCCGAUUACGAUGCUGCAGAAGAGCGACACAGCCGUGAACAGAAUCCAGAGAGGAAAAGGGCACUAUGCAGGGAACUGGUCCAGUAUGGAGAUCGUUUAGAAGAGGUGCAAGAGCAGCACAAAGCAGCCGAAGCAAAGCGCAAGGAACAGCUGGACCUCUUUAACUCCAGAUUAUUCAGAGAAGGCUAUCAGAAGCUCGCUACCAAUACUGACCUCGAGAAUGAUCGAGGAACGAACCAGACCUCUGAAACGCCAGAAAAUCUUAUCCAAACUUCAGAUCCCAGGUGUAGUCAAUCAUCGGGCAUCUCCAACGACCGAGCACAUGAGACUAACGAAUCGCCGGGCAAUCUUCCCCGAGCCACCGUCAUUCGAAAAACAAUUGAGCCCAGAUCGACCCCUUCGCAUACACACAGCGCAACUCCAUCAAGGGGCUUCUCGACAGACGUCGAUCUGCAAGUGGGAAUUGAACCGGCUGGUCAAACAACCCCGUCAAAUCAGAGACGUGACAAUGCUUCCAUGUCUCGACCUGCGAAGCGCCAGCGACAGAGCGCCUCAAGUGAGACUGUUACGGAAAGAACAAUCACCUUUGAGGAGGUUUAUCAAGGUGGAAAAGCUCGAUGGAAAUACAGAAUUGUCAAGAUCCAUGGGAUUUUCUAUAUUUUUGGAUGCAAGAAGCAUGAGAAACAUUUCUGCAAAGAGAACCCGCUUCAAGCUGCCAUGAGUCAUCUCAAAGGCAAAGGACAUUCUACUAAGAAGUCGAAUGCCACUCAGGCGCUUAGAUCCCUUGGGACUCAAGUCUUGGAGUGCACCGACGCAGAUCUCGCCCUGAACAACAAAGCUGCAGAUUGUUACUUGGCAGAGCAGGAGAAGAAAAAGGAGCGUCGCAAUGCUUCUACCAAGGACUUGGCACAAGCUCCCAGGACUGGUGAGAUAUACAUGGCUUGGUGGGGUGACGAUGACAAGGGCUAUUGCCUGCACGCCUUUUUGGUCAUCCCGUUCUUCCCGCGGCCUGGCGAUGGUAUGGACAUACAAUCUGUUACCAAGUCAGACCUCAAUGUCGAUAUUCCCGCUUGUUACAAGUUGAACGAGACCACCGGUAGGUACGACUGGGCUGAGGGCUAUGAGAAACAUGGCAAAUACGCCAAUAAUAGGGAAUAUCCAAUUAUGUGCCUGGCUGGGAAAAUCCCGCACAAGGUCGAUUGGCUUCCAGUCUGCCACUUUCGAAAGCUCGAUCUUGAAGACCAGGAUCUUGAGGACAAGGACGUUAUCAGGGGGUUUAUCCGCAAGAGAGGGGCAGGGCUUGGAAACGAGGUUGAAGAUGAUGAAAGUGAAAAUCUGUACGGAGACCGUGCUGCUGGCGAUAAUAAUGCACCAAUCUCGAGCUGGUAUAGAAAGUCUCCCGCAGGCGUUACUUAUGAGAGCGUCAUGGCAUAUCAAAAUAGCGUAGCGCCAGAGAACCAGGACAGAAGGCGACCUGGGCUGAACCUCUCGACGCGAGAGGUAAAGCAUGAACCCACGACUAUAGGACGCGGAGAUGAGGCUACAGGACGGGUACGCCAGCCAUCUGUUCGUCAAAGGUGGCCAUUGGCACGAAAAAAUGCUCCCGAGAUGGAAACUUUAGAAGACAGUGACAGCGAAUGA